AUGUGGGUGGUGGAUACAAAAGAGGCUCCGAUGUACGCUGUGACGAACAGCACAAACAAUCUGCUUCUCAUACGAGCUGUAACUGGGAAGGAAAGUCUCGACACACGAGCGAUAAUAAUUAAUAACAAUAUUAAAACGUACCAGUGCCAUGACAAGUUUAUUUGCAUAAGUUGUUUUCUUCCUUACACAGACUUCAGUCCGGACGACUGGGGCCCGGAGUUUCCUUUGAGUACGUCGUCUAGAUACACUGUACCCAUGCCGACAUUGUACAGCACUGAAGGAUACAAAUACAAGAAACCUAGUAUAAUUGAACUAGUUCUAUACAAUAUGGCAGCCCUGCUAGGAGGUGUAGCCGCUGGGUAUGAUGUUAGAGUGUCGAACGUUAGCCCAUUACAUCCCACGCUACAACCGCAUAAGCCAGAAUUAGAGACGGAAGUUAUAGGCACCUCAAUCUACGAAGGCUUCGGCUUCGCUCACAAUACAUACCACGGACCAACGAGACAUUUACGGGCGCCGCUUAACGCUAUCACCGGUUCACCGAUAUCAAGCCUUCAAGUUGAGGAGCAGAAGCCGAUUCGGUUUACCGACUCGCCCACCCACUACGGCCACCCGUCCUCAUCGUCCGGGUACGCGCACUCCGCGCAGCCGCUGUCCGGUACGUCGGGACUCGGCACCAACUACACGUCCACACAACACACGCCCUCACCACGCCGGACGUCCUCAACAACGUCCGACCACCUCGCCGACCUCUACCACAACUAUAGAGAGAACUUCCAGCCAACCUCCGCCUCACAAGAACGCAUACAGGACUACUACUACCGCGCCGAGCCGUACGCAUACGACCGGACAGCGGACUAUGUCGUGAAGCAUCCUUAUUACGGGUACGACGAGUGCUCCUUCGAGUACCGAGACUCGCCGGAGUUCAGGCCGACCUACCUCGCUCACAGGCGGACGCCGUCCAACUCGUCGGCUACCAACUCGCACGCCGACGAGUUCUCCCCGUCCAGGCAGUACCGGGAGAAGUACAACAAGGACAGGAGGGACGACUAUCGGACACAGAAGGAGUACCCGAGGAAGACGAGUGACUACUCACUGCCGAGGGACUACUACCGGACGGAGUCAGAACCGGAGCGGCCCGCCGUGCUGGGUCUAGAGCCUACCAAGCUACGAUCUAGUCUUAAGAAGUACAAAAAAGGCUCGAGUAGUUCGGGCGGAGGCUCGCCCAACCCCACGCCACCGGACAGUCUCAGCGAGACGGACAGCUCGUACGCCUCAGCGCGUGAGUCGGCCGGCUCCGCGCGUGUUAGGUUCAGUCCGGACGCGCGGCGGUCGUAG
Danaus chrysippus (African queen) is the source of this 1335-nucleotide messenger RNA. The record is from the annotation of a GenBank genome assembly. Lineage: Eukaryota; Metazoa; Arthropoda; Insecta; Lepidoptera; Nymphalidae.